Cucumis sativus (cucumber) is the source of this 3852-nucleotide messenger RNA. RefSeq names its product FRIGIDA-like protein 5. The record is from RefSeq and is a predicted model, not a curated record. Bases 135 to 3563 code for a protein of 1142 amino acids. NCBI's taxonomy places the organism in Eukaryota, Viridiplantae, Streptophyta, Magnoliopsida, Cucurbitales, Cucurbitaceae. The transcript is spliced from 5 exons.
CGAAAAGAAAGAGAGAAAGAGAGAAAGAAAAUCAAGAAACCAUUGCCAUUUUCUUUCAUCACUCGUCACCACUCUCCUCCCUCUUCCGAUUUCUCUGACCACCUCUUCCAUGUCCCCAUAUCUAGGUUGUGUAUAUGGACAGGGUUGCUUCUAAUAUGAAGCUUUCUGAGUGGAAGCAGAGUAAUCUCUGCAAAGCUCACGAGCAGUUACAUUCGGAAGCUUCUUCGUUUCUUCUCUUCAGUCUUCAAUGGAAAGAUUUGGAGACGCACUUCGAAUCUACACGUGAGAUGAUUUUGACUCAGUGUGAGGAGGUUGAGCGCCGGGAGAAAGCUAUUGCGUUGAAGGAAGAGAAGUUAGUGGAUUUGGAGAAGUGUAUCUUGGAAUGUUCGAAGGAGGUUGAGUUGAGGAAGAAUGAACUCAGUGAGUUGAAUCGUUUGAUUGUGAAGUGUGAUAGUGCGGUUAAGGGAAAAGAGAUGGAGUUGGAAUUAAUGCAUGAGAGAUUGGGAGUUUUGUCGAAGGAUAUUAAGAUGAAAGAAGAUGAGCUUUGUAGAGCAUGCAGGAGAUUAUCGGAUUUGGAGAAGGAAUUUGAGGAGAAGGAGAAGGAUUUUGAGAUGGUUCGAGAGAGGAUUGACGACUGUGAGCAUGCUAUGGAAUUGAAAGAACAGAAAUUAAAUGGUGUAAUGCAGUUAAUUGAAGAACGAUUAAUGGAAUGUGAGUUGAAGGAGAAGAGUGUUGAAUCGAUAAGAGCAUUGCUUCGAAAUCAUGAAGAAGAGCUUGCAAUCAAGGAGAAGCAGUUCGAUGCAAUCCAAAUGGCAAUUAAAGAUAGCAAUGGAGAACUCAAAUUGAAAGAAAAGGAGCUUGAGACAAUUCAAAAUAUGAUUGCCACGAAGUGGAAGGAGAAAAGAUUAGACAAGAUUGAAAAGACUAUAAAAGUGCGGACUGAAGAGCUUGAUCUUAAAGAGCAAGAAUUUGAUGUUAUGUGGAGCAAGUUGGGGGCUCUUUCUGAGGACUUGUUAUCAAAGGAAUCAGAAUUAGAAUCCAUCAAAUCUUGUAUCAAGGAACAUAGUAAAGAACUUGAUGUGCAGGAAAAGCAACUUGAUGGCACCCAACAAUCUAUUCGAGAUUGUCAGAAUGCUGUCAUGAUGCUUACAAAUUAUGUUAGUACGAUAGAAAAGGCAAUCAUCGAAUGCUCAAAGGAAUGGGAAUUGGAGGAGAAUCACCAUCAUUCGCUGAAAGAAACAGUGGAUGGAAACUCUAAUGACUUUUCAUCAGUGGUGGAACAACACGGUUCCAUUUCUUUGACAGUUGAUAAAUGCCUUGAAGGUCUAAAAUCUCAAAAAGAGCAUUUCAAUGCGUUGAGGAAAUUCAUAGAAGAGCGCUCAAAGUAUCUCGAGAAUGUAGAAAACAAUUUUAAGAGACGGAUGGAGGAGCUCAACAAGAAAGAUGAGAAAGUGAGCCUGUAUCUAAAAGAGAUUGAAUCUUUAAAAGCAGACAUGGAUUCGCAGAUUUUAUUGCUGGAAAAAGACCGUGAAGAACUAAGAUUAAAGGAAAUACAACACAAAGCGCCGGAUGAGGAACUUGAAUCAAAAGAAAAAGAAAUCAAUCUAGUCAGAGCUUUGAUACAAAAAUGUAACGAAAAAGUAAAAUUGAUAGAUGAUCCAAACAAUCUUCACUUACAAGUAAAAACUGAGGAAUCAGGCUGCAAACCGGCAGGCAGUUCUAAUACUUUGCAUUUUCCUACUGGAUCUGCCUUGGAUGGAAAGCUUUUGUUAGCUCUCUUAUGUGAGCAUUUGAAACUGCAUGAUUUGGUGCGAGCGGAACUGAUGAUUACACUUAAAGCAUCUUCCGAUCCUGCUAAGUUGGUUCUAGAUGCAAUGAGAUGGUUCUACCCUACACAUACAGAGUCUAAAGAUGCAAAAAUCGAUUUUUAUAAUGUGAAAAGGGGAUGCAUUUUUCUGUCUGAACUAUUAUUGAACUUCUCACCCAAAAUCACACCUCCACUGAAAGAAGAAGCUCUAAGGCUGGCAGGCCUGUGGAAGGCUAAACUGGUGAUGCCAGUUGAGAACCAUGCGGAGGUAGUGGCAUUCUUGCUACUUGUUGCUAAUUUUCGGUUGGCCUCCAAUUUUAAUGCGGGUGAACUACAAAUUCUUUUGAAUUCUGUUUCACAAUAUAAACAAGCAUUUGAGUUAUCCCGAGCACUUGGAAUUGGAGAUAAAUCGUCUGAGGUCAAUGCAACUCCUACUCCUUCCCUUGUUGAACUAGAGCAACCUAACGAAGGGCUGGUCUUUUCCUCAAAAAACGAGCAGCUCAGCAUGGAACCAAACGAGAAGAGAUUAUAUGUACUUCUGAACAAAAAGAGGUUGACUGGAUCAAAGUUGAUACCAAGUGUAAUCUUAUCUAUUCUUAAACAGUCAUUAGACCCAGCAAAACUUGUCCUGGAUCUGAUUCAAGGUUCUUUUCACCAACAUUUGAAGAAAGAACAGUUGGGCUUUAAAGAAAAUUUCUUGACGUGGUCCACACUUCUUUUAAAACAAUUAAAGCAAAUCUCACCAAGUAUUGGUCCAAAGGAAAGAGAAGAUGCAAUGAAGAUUGCAAUUGACUGGAAACAGAACAUGAGAAGUGAUACAAAUGGGUCUAUGGAUGCUGUUGGCUUCUUGCAACUUCUAGUGUCUUAUGGAUUGACAACUUCAUUCAGCGGGGAUGAGAUUUUGAAGCUCUUUGAGAACAUAGUGCAUCAUGAACAGGCAUCGGAAUUGUGUUUGAUGUUUGGGUAUAAACAACAGAUACAAGACAUUGUACAAAACCUUAUUGGAACAAAGCAAGUUGUCAAGGCUGUCAGGUUUGUAUGUGGAUUCAAGUUGGAAUUCUUUCGACCCGUACAGAUCCUGAAUGAAUACUUGCGAGAUGUAAGGAAUGCCACCGUGUUAGCCAGCAAGAAGAAUCAAGGUCAAAAAGAUGUACCUACUGCCAUUGCCAUGGAUGAAGCCAUUGAUAAGGAGAUAGAUGCUGUAAAGUCGGUAAUCUCAUGCAUAGCAGAUUGCAAUCUCAGUUCUGAAAUCUCAUCUCAAGUGCUUGAAACCCGAGUUGUUUCACUUGAAGAGAUGAGAAGAUUGAAAUUCAAUAGCAAUGGUCAACCUACAAGUUUGACCACUUCAAAACCACAACCAUCUAAAGCCUAUACCGAAGCACAAUGCUCAAAUCCAACUAAGGUUUUGCCAAAUUGGGAGAAGUCUGAUGUGCCACAAUCGCACCCAAAACACCAUCAAUUCCGAAAACAUCCUUCUUCUACCCACAAACCCCAUCAGCAACAUCAAGGACCGCAAAAGAUGCAAAAGAAACGUAAGUUUCAAAAGAGUUCAAUGAGACACCCUCGAAAGCAACCUUGUCAAACUAGACCUGUGUUCUUGAGUUCACUGCCAAGAGUACACGAUGAAACAUCAAUGUUUCAACGGUAUAAUUCAAGAUUUAUGGGAAUGCAUGGGCUGUUUGGUCUCCAUGAAGGUGAUUGUGAAUCUCCUAAACAUGGAAAUCAUUAUCCACGCUCAACUAGGCCUUUGACAUAACGAAUGACGAGGUACCCUUUUCAACUAAUUUAAUGUUUAACAUCUAUUGAGUAGAUUAUGUGUAAAUGUGUUUAGGAGUAGUGAAGAGUUUUUGUGUCAUGGUUGCCUUCUUUCUAGAGAAGGCAACUCUUUCUCUCUUGUCCUUAGAAAAGUGUUCAACAUGAAACAUAUAUGGAUCGACAUAAUAUCUGAUAUAUAUUUGAUGAAAAAAAGGAAGGAAUUGUUGGUAUUGAGGACUGUAUUAACACCCUUGGAAAAGAUAUGAACAAGCAUGCUUUUCUUGGAAUUA